Messenger RNA from Phaeoacremonium minimum UCRPA7, 1320 nucleotides. Its product is annotated as putative nadph dehydrogenase protein. The transcript has 2 exons. Lineage: Eukaryota; Fungi; Ascomycota; Sordariomycetes; Togniniales; Togniniaceae. Bases 1 to 1320 code for a protein of 439 amino acids. The record is from RefSeq and is a predicted model, not a curated record. Gene Ontology annotation, molecular function: NADPH dehydrogenase activity; NADP binding; FMN binding. Gene Ontology annotation, cellular component: intracellular anatomical structure.
AUGACGAUUCAAAAAGCCACCGCUAGCAAACCAGCUCCUGGCGUCCCAUUCUACACCCCGGCGCAGGAACCGCCUGCUGGAACACCCCUAGAGCUCGAGAAUGACCCCAAUUCUGUGCCGACGGUGUUCAAGCCCCUGAAGAUUCGAGGCGUCGAGUUGCGCAAUCGAUUCGUGGUAUCGCCAAUGUGCAUGUACUCCGCCGAUGACGGUCAUUUGACUGACUUCCACCUGGUGCAUCUCGGCUCUUUUGCCAUGCGCGGUGUUGGCCUCACCAUCGUCGAGGCCACCUCCGUGACCCCCAAUGGACGUAUUUCACCUGAAGACUCGGGCUUGUGGCAGGACAGCCAGAUUGCCCCGCUCAAGCGCAUCACCGACUUCGUCCAUAGCCAGGGCCAGAAAGCGGGCAUCCAGUUAGGCCACGCUGGCCGGAAGGCCAGCACGCUUGCCCCGUGGCAUGCGGCGCGCGGUAAGCCGGAUCUCGCUGGGCCGGAGCAGGGCGGCUGGCCAGACAAUGUCUGGGGGCCGUCGGCGAUUCCGUUCAAUGAGUUUUACCCGCACCCGAAGGAGAUGACCAAGGCGCAGAUCAAUGAGCUGCUGCAGGCUUUUGUGGAUGCUGCUAAGAGGGCUGUCACUGCUGGGUUCGAUGUCAUUGAAAUUCAUGGUGCCCACGGGUACCUCAUCAGCCAGUUCAUGUCUCCUAUCUCGAAUAAACGAACAGACGAGUACGGCGGCUCCUUCGAGAACCGCAUUCGUCUACUUAUAGAGGUGAUCAAGGCCGUUCGGAGUGCUGUUCCAGACACUUUCCCCGUCUUCCUCCGAAUUUCUGCGACUGAGUGGAUGGAGUGGUCCGGCCAGGAGUCGUGGGAUUUGGAGCAGAGUGUGAAGCUGUCACACCUCCUCCCCGAGCUCGGUAUCGAUCUCUUGGAUGUGUCAUCCGGCGGCAACAACAGCGAGCAGAAGAUCCAGAUACAUCCAUACUACCAAGUCAACCUCGCGGGCGAGAUUCGGGACGGUUUGAAGAAAGCAGGCAAGGAGCUGCUCAUCGGCGCAGUUGGCAUGAUUACAACGGCCGAGAUGGCGCGCGACAUUACACAAGUGGAUUGCCUAUGCACCAAGGGAGAAGACCCGGAGAAGGGUCAAGGCACUGUCGAAGUUGAUGAUGAGCAAGGACAAAGAGCGCAGGCUGACGUAGUGAUUAUUGCUCGUCAAUUCCUCAGGGAGCCCGAGUUCGUGCUCCGUAUUGCACAGCACCUAGGCGUUCCAGUCAAAUGGGCAAAUCAAUACGGCCGAGCUGGCUGGCCCAGAAACCAGAAAGUAUAG